AUGGCACAAGCUUUUCGGCUGGCGCUGGCGCAAAUCAAUUCCACCGUGGGUGACAUCUCCGGCAACGCGUCCAAGAUAAUCGAAUACUUGGAGCGUGCAAGGGAUGAGUUGCAGGCCGACUUGGUGGCUUUUCCGGAACUGGCCAUAACCGGCUAUCCCCCUGAAGACCUCCUCUUCAAGUCAUCGUUCCUGCGGGACAACGUCGCCGCAAUGGAACGGGUCGUGGCCGCGUCCCGGGGUAUCGCCGUGGUUGUCGGCUACGCACAAAUUGGCGAGGGCAUCGCCAACGCGGCCGCGUUGGGCUACGACGGGAAGCUGAUAGAUUCAUAUCAGAAAAUCUAUUUGCCCAACUACGGCGUCUUUGACGAGGACAGGUACUUCGAGCCGGGUACGACGUGCCCGGUAUACGUUAUUAACGGAGCCUUGGUGGGGGUGGGCAUUUGCGAGGACAUCUGGUACCCCGAAGGUCCCAUAGUGACCCAGCGGCAGGCCGGGGCACAGUUGGUGGUGAAUAUCAACGCCUCUCCUUUUCACGCCGGCAAGGCCGUUGAGAGAGAAGAUAUGAUUGCCGCCCGCGCCAAGGAUAACGGGCUUUUUGUGGCCUACCUGAAUUGCGUAGGAGGGCAGGAUGAGCUUGUUUUCGACGGCGCCAGCAUAGUCCACAACAGCCGCGGGACUGCUCGUCAGAUGCCCGUUCCAGGAAAUGGCUUUAGCGUGGACCUGACUGGCGAGUCGUGUCCUCACCGGCUCCCCGGACGGGCGCGCCCGCCAUAA
Messenger RNA from Geodia barretti, 774 nucleotides. NCBI's taxonomy places the organism in Eukaryota, Metazoa, Porifera, Demospongiae, Tetractinellida, Geodiidae. The record is from the annotation of a GenBank genome assembly.